CCGCGCUACUUCUCCCUCCUCCAUCCCUUCUGCUUUCCUGCUCCUCCUCUGCUCAGUAUCCGCGACUGUCUUCGUCGUCGUGCUUUGUGCUUUCAAGAAGAAUUACUGAGCUGCUUGUCGAUACCGGUUUCUGUGCUUGCUGUCCCGCGCGUGUCCUCCUAGACUCCUUACCUCCUCCCCACCAUGGCCCUCUCUGCCCCCGGCACCGACGUCCCACGUCUCUACGGCGUCCCCCUCAAAUACAUCUCUCUCGUCAUGCUCACCUUCCAAAACUCUGCUCUCAUCGUCAUAAUGCACUACUCCCGCGUCAUGCCAGGAUACGACAGCAAUAGCCGCUACUUCUCCAGCACGGCUGUUUUACUCAACGAGCUCAUCAAGCUCUCCAUCUGCACUGUCGUCGCUUUUUUCAGUCGAGGCACUCUGGUCUUUACUGAGGUAUUUAGUAGUGACUGCUGGAAACUCGCCAUCCCUGCCUGCCUCUACACAAUCCAAAACAGCUUGCAGUACGUCGCCGUCUCAAACCUCGAUGCCGCUACCUUCCAAGUCACCUACCAGCUCAAGAUCAUCACCACCGCCAUUUUCUCCGUCACCAUGCUCCACCGGUCUCUCACACCCACAAAAUGGAUGUCGCUGCUCAUGCUCACCCUAGGCAUCGGCUUGGUCCAGCUUCCGGAGGACGUCCUCUCGCUCGUCACCACGGCGUUUAACAUGGCCCUAGGUGAAGUCGUUGCCGAGGAGGCCGAGAAAACGGCAAAGGUGCAUGCUCUCGAAGGCGAAAAUGAAAUGAACCGUACCCUUGGGCUGAUUGCCGUCACCAUCUCCUGCGUCCUCUCCGGUCUCGCUGGUGUGUACUUUGAAAAAGUUCUCAAGGGCUCCAACGCCUCGCUUUGGAUCCGCAACGUGCAGCUUUCGUUUUUCUCCAUCUUCCCCGCGUUUUUCAUCGGUGUUUUGUGGAAAGAUGGCGCUGCGAUCUCAGAGCGUGGAUUUUUCUUUGGCUACAAUGCUGUCGUGUGGACCGCCAUCGGAUUCCAGGCAAUCGGUGGUAUCGUCGUCGCACUUUGCGUCAACUUUGCCGACAACAUCGCAAAGAACUUUGCGACGAGUAUCUCGAUCCUCCUCAGCUUCAUCGCGAGCGUCUACUUCUUUGACUUUGUCGUCACUUCCAACUUUGUGUUUGGCGCUACCCUCGUCUUGGCGGCUACAUUCCUGUACUCGAAACCGGACCGACGCGUCCCCAGCAACCUCAAGGACAUUGAGUAUCGGCCGGCACCUCUGCAAUCUGUCGCUGACGACGGACCACGGUCUCCUAGACGUGUCGUCAGCCAGAAGAUGCAAUAGAUGAAUAGCUUGCAACAGAAAGCUAUUCCAGUUUCUGAAAAAAUAACAACCACUUUUCUUCUCCCUUGUUUUUUUGAUACAUUCAUUUUGUUGUACUGUAUAAUAGCAUAUACUAAUAGUCGUUGGGGGCGUGUACUCACACAUUUUUUUCUGUUAUUUUGAGAUUUUCAGUUUGUUUUCUCUAUUCCUGUUCGUUCACUCUUUUCUUUUCUGGUUGGCCUUCUUUUCUUUCGUGUUUCUGUCUUCUUGUGAACUUGUAUCUCAGUGAUUUCAGAUUGUUUGAUCUGUUGCGCGCUGCGAUAUAGGUUUCCAGUCAUUAGUUUUGAUACUAGUUUCCUUCGAAUUGUCUUCCCCUAUUUGUAUGUUUUUGUUUUGUUUUUGCGUGGUUUGGGAGCAUAUAAACGAUGUAUAUAGUUAUAAACUAGAAUAGACCAGGAUGAGACUUUCCAGCUCAUCACCAGUCCUAAAAUUCUCUG
Myxozyma melibiosi is the source of this 1814-nucleotide messenger RNA. RefSeq names its product nucleotide-sugar transporter-domain-containing protein. NCBI's taxonomy places the organism in Eukaryota, Fungi, Ascomycota, Lipomycetes, Lipomycetales, Lipomycetaceae. Bases 184 to 1338 code for a protein of 384 amino acids. The transcript is spliced from 4 exons. Gene Ontology annotation, molecular function: UDP-galactose transmembrane transporter activity. Gene Ontology annotation, biological process: pyrimidine nucleotide-sugar transmembrane transport. Gene Ontology annotation, cellular component: Golgi membrane. The record is from RefSeq and is a predicted model, not a curated record.